Euleptes europaea (tarantolino) is the source of this 1413-nucleotide messenger RNA. It is a transcript of the gene DMRT3, whose product is annotated as doublesex and mab-3 related transcription factor 3. Gene Ontology annotation, molecular function: protein binding; DNA-binding transcription factor activity, RNA polymerase II-specific; RNA polymerase II cis-regulatory region sequence-specific DNA binding. Lineage: Eukaryota; Metazoa; Chordata; Lepidosauria; Squamata; Sphaerodactylidae. Gene Ontology annotation, cellular component: nucleus. Gene Ontology annotation, biological process: male sex differentiation; regulation of transcription by RNA polymerase II. The coding region runs from base 1 to 1413 and encodes 470 amino acids. The record is from RefSeq and is a predicted model, not a curated record. The transcript has 2 exons.
AUGAACGGCUACGGCUCGCCCUACCUGUACGUGGGCGGCCCGGUGGCCCCGCCGGCGCGGGCGCCCCUGCAGCGGACGCCCAAGUGCGCGCGCUGCCGCAACCACGGCGUGCUGUCGUGGCUGAAGGGCCACAAGCGCUACUGCCGCUUCAAGGACUGCACCUGCGAGAAGUGCAUCCUCAUCAUCGAGCGGCAGCGCGUCAUGGCCGCCCAGGUGGCGCUGCGCCGCCAGCAGGCCAACGAGAGCCUCGAGAGCCUCAUCCCCGACAGCCUGCGCGCCCUGCCCGCCGCCCCCGGACCCCCGACGCCCGCCGCCGAGGGAGCCCCCGCCGCCGCCGCCGCCCCGCACCGCCCGCCCCUCGAGCUGGCCGCCGCCGCCCUGCGCUGGGCUUCCGAGCAACCCGCCGCCGCCGCCGCCGUCCUGCCUUCCGAGCAGCUGGCCAAAGCAGAUAUGACCGAUGAACGGUUGGGUGACACCAGUGGAGCAGACGGCACCGAGACUUACAGCGAUAAAGAUGCAGACCAAAGGAGUUCCCCGGAUGUGGCAAAGGCCAAGAGCAGUUUCACUCCUGAGAGCCCUGAAAUCGUUUCUGUGGAUGAAGGUGGUUAUGCAGUCCAGAAAAAUAGUGGAAGCAGCAGCAGCAGGCCCGAGAGCCCCAAGUAUCAGCCAGAGCAAAAUCACUUCCUGAUUGAAGGUCCAUCGGGGACAGUUUCUCUGCCUUUUGGCUUGAAAGCCAACCGGCCACCCCUCGAAGUGUUAAAAAAAAUCUUCCCCAACCAAAAACCAACUGUGCUUGAAUUAAUCUUGAAAGGCUGUGGGGGUGACCUGGUGAGUGCGGUGGAGGUCCUUCUGUCUAGCCGCUCUUCGGUAGCUGUUGGAGACAGAACUUCAGCUGAAUCGGAAGGUCUGGUUUUACCUUCAAAUGGCCACCUUUUUGAGCACACUCUGAGUUCUUAUCCUAUUUCUUCCUCAAAAUGGUCUGUAGGAUCUGCCUUUAGAGUCCCAGAUACCCUGAGAUUUUCUGCUGAUACUAGUAACGUUGUGCCAAAUCCACUGGCUGUUCCGUUACAGCAUCCAUUCCCUCAGCCACCCAGGUAUCCACUGAUGCUGAGGAAUACUUUGGCAAGAAACCAGUCCAGUCCAUUUCUACCUAACGAUGUGACUUUGUGGAACACUAUGACGCUGCAGCAACAAUACCAGCUAAGAUCUCAGUAUGUCAGUCCUUUCUCAACUAAUUCUACCAGUGUCUUCCGAAGUUCUCCUGUCCUUCCUACACGUCCAACAGAUGAUCCCAGGAUCUCACUCCCUGAUGACGGAUGUCCAAUUGUGUCAAAACAACCUAUUUAUACAGAAGAUGAUUAUGAUGAAAGAUCUGAUUCUUCAGACUCUAGAAUACUAAACACAUCUUCCUAG